Impatiens glandulifera is the source of this 1105-nucleotide messenger RNA. RefSeq lists its product as uncharacterized. The coding region runs from base 143 to 937 and encodes 264 amino acids. Gene Ontology annotation, molecular function: zinc ion binding. Lineage: Eukaryota; Viridiplantae; Streptophyta; Magnoliopsida; Ericales; Balsaminaceae. The transcript has 2 exons. The record is from RefSeq and is a predicted model, not a curated record.
GUCUCUCUCAUCAUUUUCCAUGUUUCCUUUCUAAUUCUUCUUCGAAUAUGGUCGAAACCCAUUCUCUUUUCCUCUAUUUGGUUUGAUUAUGCAAUGCUUUCAAUCUCCACUCUAAAGUGAUUGAUCACUUGUAUCUCGUAAAAUGUCUACAUUAGAAGAUCCAGUAGCAGAUGUAGAAUUGGGGCAGCAGAAACGGAGGCAGAGGCGUCGGCGUCGCAGGCAGCGUCAAUCAAUUUCCGGAGCCGGAGGGAGCGAGAGCACGACGGACGGGAGCCGUUAUUUCUCCGAUUCUGAAGACGAUCAUCCGUCGUGGCAAUCAUCGCCAGAGAAAUGUGGGUUCCCGGAUGAGAUGGAGAGGAGCGGCGGCGGCGGAGGCGGCGGGGGCAGCGGCAGCGGUGGUUCAAGAAGGAAAAAUGGGAAAGAAAAGACGGCGGCGGCGGCGGAGGAGGAGUUUGAUGAAGUGGAUUUGGAAAAUGGGGAUUUGGAGAUGAGGGUGCAUGUGAGUAAGAAGAGGAGAGUAAAGAGGGAAUGUAGGAUUUGUCAAAUGAGAUUGGUGGAGAAGGGUGAAGAGGACGAAGUUGGUAUUGAAUUGGGUUGUUUCUGUAAAGGCGAUUUGGGGGAUUGUCACAAGAAAUGCGCUGAGGCAUGGUUCAAGCUCAAAGGAGAUACAACCUGUGAGAUCUGUGGGGCAAUUGCAAUGAAUGUUGUGAUAGAGCCACCAGUAAUAAAUGAGGCAGACAUCAAUAUUAAUGCUGCUGCGGCGGCGGCGGGGGCGGCAGGAAAUUUAGCUCCGGCGGUGGCGGCGAAUUUGGAUCCUAUUUUGGAGUUACAGAAUUACUGGCAUGGGCGCAGAGUGAUGAAUGCCAUUCUUACUUGCUUGGUCCUUGCCUUGGUCAUUUCUUGGAUCUUUCACUUUAACUUGGGAUCCAAAAACUGAUCCUAGAUGAUGAAUGGAAUAUGGAUGGAUGGAUGGAUGGAUGGAUGAUACAACAACAACAACAAGGGUUUAGUUAUUACAGUUAAUUGGAAUUGGAAUGUUUUCUUCUUUCUUUUUAUGGAGUUGCAGGGUAUUUAAAUAUACAGAAAGAUGUUUUAAUUUAUUUAC